Molecule: messenger RNA, 1387 nt
Organism: Vollenhovia emeryi
Lineage: Eukaryota; Metazoa; Arthropoda; Insecta; Hymenoptera; Formicidae
Product: ABC transporter G family member 23-like
Exons: 8
Cellular component (GO): membrane
Molecular function (GO): ATP binding; ATP hydrolysis activity; ABC-type transporter activity
Source: RefSeq, a predicted model, not a curated record
CGUUUGUUAUAGUUCGAUAGAACCGACACCACCAAUUCGCAGACGCAGAAUGUUGCAGCAAAACAUGGUGGUUGUAAAGAACGCUGUGAAGCGUUAUGGGAAAGAAGAGUUGGUGCUCGACGGAUUGAAUAUGACGGUUUCAAACGGUUCCAUAUACGCGCUGUUGGGGGCUAGCGGAUGUGGCAAGACUACCCUGUUGUCCUGCAUCGUCGGAGUACGUUAUCUCGACAGUGGAGUGAUGUGUGUCUUGGGGGGAUCUCCGGGCAGUAUGGGCUGCGGAAUUCCAGGGCCUCGGGUGGGUUAUAUGCCGCAGGAUACCUCUUUAGUCGAACAAUUUUCUACGAGCGAUGCUCUUUAUUACUUCGGCAGGAUCAAUGGGCUUGACGAUAAAGAGAUCGAAACGAGACAUAGGUUCUUCUCGGAAUUAUUCCAACUGCCUCCAUCAAAUCAGUUGGUGAAGAACAUGAGUGGAGGUCACCGAAGAAGGGUUUCCUUUGUCGCCGCAUUGAUGCAUAAGCCCGAACUUCUAAUUCUCGAUGAACCCACCGUAGGUUUGGAUCCAAUUUUGAGAGAAAACAUUUGGGCUUAUCUGAUCAAACUAACACAGGAGGAAGGCACCACCGUAUUGAUCACGACGCAUUAUAUCGAAGAGGCUAAAAAGGCUAAUAAAGUCAGUUUAAUGAGACAUGGUAAAUUGUUAGCUGAAUCGGCGCCGCAAAAAUUACUGGAGAAAUUUCAAUCCUCGUCGUUGGAUGAAAUUUUCCUGAAAUUGUGCGAGGCACAGAAUAAUGCAGUCACUUUAAAUGAAGCUCAGGGAUCCAAUAUGGAAGACACUGGUAGCGAUGCCUUCAAUCACGAUCAAAACAAAUAUGAACAACUAAAUGGAAACAAAACGGUUUCGAAAAGACAAGUUUCACGAUUAAGAAGAUUCCAAGCUCUACUUGUGAAGGAUAGCAUCCAAGUGACCCGUGAUUACACAACGCUAAUUCUUGCGAUAUCAAUACCGAUAUUAAUAUGGGCUGGAGCACUUUUGGCAGUUGGUAAUGAUCCAAAGAACUUGAAGAUCGGGAUUGUUAACGAUGAAGCUGGCAAUUGCGACGGCAGCAACUUUGGCAAUAUUUGGAAUGAUGAAAUCAGCUGCCACUUCAGCAACCUCAGUUGUAGAUUCCUGAACAAUUUUGACGACUCCAUUGCGACACAGAAGUACUAUAACAAUAUUUCAGAGGCGAAAUAUGAUAUUCAAAGAGGAGAACUUCAUGGUAUAAUAUAUUUUCAUCAAAAUUUUUCUGAAGCUCUAACAAUACGAGUGGAACAUGUUACUUUCGCGAAGGAUUCCGAUCUUCUUGCUAGUCAGAUUCAAGUUUUCCGUGAUAUGGGUACGGUAUAC